UUACGACUCUCCCAAGUAUGGCAUCCGCAAGCAGCGCUGCACAGGCCACCUUUGGGUUAGGCCGCAGAAAGAAGAACACCACCGUUCUGGAUCAGCUUGGAAAAUUCUUUGGAGCGGACAAAAAGAAGAAGAGCAAGGGGUCUUUCCGUGGUGCCCUCUCUCCCGGCCCCCAGAAAGCGUCUGCCACAUCCCCUCGUAAGCGGGGGCCAGAGAACGCCGUUGUCCACUUCUUCCGCACCAUUGUUUCUCCUGCCCCCCCCAAGUCAAGGUGGAGAGGACUAGCAACCAAGAUAGGCCUGGGUGACCAGAAGUCUGCUAAAGCCAAGAGGUCCAGUGGAGGAGAUGGCAAAGGCACCCUGACUAGAAUCUUCAAAAUGUGAUAACAACAAAAGUGGGAGCCGCAGCUCUUCUCCAGCCAGACGCUGAAGUUCCAACAUCCCCUUAGAAGAAGCCAAGAACAGGAAUGAGUCACGCGGGCAAGGAGAGGAGGAAAAUGAAACUUUGUAACCUUCAAAACUUACCUAUGAUAACCUCUGAUAACACAUAAUAAGGUAUCAAUCCUGAUGGUCUGCCCUGUUCCCUCCCCCCCACACUGGCUGACACAAUCUGUUGCCUGCCUAUGUCUUUUCGUGAACGUGACCCUGAAGCCACUCUCGUGACCCCGACACCUCCCACGGCUGUAUAUGUGCUUGAGUUUGAUUCCACUAAAACAAAAAUUGUUGCUGAGAAAUGCAGACCAGCAUUGUGAGAGGAAAGGCCUCGUUCCAAAUCUUAACUUGCCUGUAGUUGCUGCUUUAAGUGUGUUUAAGGACCAGGCCGCACCCUCUCUUCGUCUCGUCACCAUAUCUGUCAUGUCCUUACACUCUCCAGGAACUUGUGAUGCAAUUAACUACACUUACAUUAUAGUCAAACCUAAUGAUUUAAUUCCACCUCCCUGUGUCUGCUAAGUGUGAUGUCUUCAAUGUGACCUACUUGUUUGUCAUUUGAAUGGUUGUGGUUAUUGAUUGAUAUUCUCAACCACUUAAAAGAUUUUCCGCAAUGAGCACUGAAACAACACAUAGAUUUGUCUUUUCCAAUAACAGAUACAAUAUAACAGCACAUUGCAAUUUUCCUCUCCGUGCACGUUGCUAGUUUUUAAACAUGUAGUUAAAAGUCAGCUUCUUCUUAGUCUCCAUUUCUGUCUUCAGCCUCUCUUCUUGCCUGCUCAAACUUACUGCUGUUUCCUUUUUAUGGAAUACUGAAACAAACAAAAACACCAUUUCGAAAAGGUGCUCCCUCACUAACUAAGUGGUAGUGAAAGAUUCCAUGGUGCUUCUGUCUGAAACCAAAUAAUGGCUCAUGUAAAUGCAGACCACUUUUAUUCCAGAUGAAUUAAAAUGCACGUGUGUGUGUGUAUGUGUGUGCAUAAAAUAUGGCAUCAAUCUACAAUGUGUGUUUGUAAAUCUACUUCCAAUGCAUCUUUUAAAUGAAUGUAAAGACCCUCCAAUUUAAUAAAUUGAGUAGCCACUUACCUGAAAAUAAAAAUAAAGAAGCCAUAUACCUUGAAAA
Molecule: messenger RNA, 1548 nt
Organism: Syngnathus typhle (broad-nosed pipefish)
Lineage: Eukaryota; Metazoa; Chordata; Actinopteri; Syngnathiformes; Syngnathidae
Product: myelin basic protein-like
Exons: 7
Coding region: 18-380 (120 amino acids)
Biological process (GO): myelination
Cellular component (GO): compact myelin; cell periphery; internode region of axon
Molecular function (GO): structural constituent of myelin sheath
Source: RefSeq, a predicted model, not a curated record